AACAUCAUUAACGUGGAUCGAGAGGAUGUGCUGAGAGCUGGAAGGAGGGCAUUUGCAAACAAAACAUUCCAUCCCGAAAGAGGAUUAAGUGUGCGUUUUUCGGGAGGACAAGGCAUUGAUAACGGUGGACCUAGUUGUGAGUUCUACCGCCUCGCAAUGUGUCAAAUUAGGGACUCACCUAUUUUUCAAGGCGAAAUGAAUGAAAAAAUUUUGUGCCCUGAUAUUAACUACAAACUUGAACCGGAUGAUGUUGAUGCUCUGUUUUUGCCGGUCUUCAGUGACGAGGGGAGCAACGAUUACAGAAAAGAACUGAGGACACAGACAAAUUGGCGAGAUUUGUUACAGGAUUUGGGGGGUGAAUUUACGUUGCAGGUUGUUAUAGUUUUUAAACGCCCACAUUUUCAUCCUUUCAAACACCCUAUAAAUGGUGCUGACACGUCACCAUAUGCCAAUACAUGUUCACAUAAUUUGGCAAUUCCAGUUAUUGAAGAAUAUGAAGAUUUCAAAAAAGUAAUGCUUACAGCAUUACAACUUGGUUUAACUUUUACAAAUUUUUAA
Patella vulgata (common limpet) is the source of this 558-nucleotide messenger RNA. RefSeq lists its product as uncharacterized. Gene Ontology annotation, molecular function: ubiquitin-protein transferase activity. The record is from RefSeq and is a predicted model, not a curated record. The transcript is spliced from 3 exons. The annotation marks the transcript as partial. Lineage: Eukaryota; Metazoa; Mollusca; Gastropoda; Patellidae.